Messenger RNA from Exophiala xenobiotica, 3696 nucleotides. RefSeq lists its product as uncharacterized. The transcript has 3 exons. The record is from RefSeq and is a predicted model, not a curated record. Bases 5 to 3472 code for a protein of 1155 amino acids. NCBI's taxonomy places the organism in Eukaryota, Fungi, Ascomycota, Eurotiomycetes, Chaetothyriales, Herpotrichiellaceae. Gene Ontology annotation, molecular function: heme binding; iron ion binding; monooxygenase activity. Gene Ontology annotation, biological process: response to oxidative stress.
CACGAUGGCACGCAAAAGAAAGCUCUCAGCGACUUCCGUCAGCGCCAUGGAUACGUCUCGAUAUAGUGCUUUCGAUCGCGAAGACAACGGUACUGGGGUCAGGAUCACCAGCACCGUGAAAGCCUUCUUCGAGAGCAUAGCUGGCUCCGCUCCUGAUCCGACCAAUCCAGUCAUCAACGGUGCCUCGGUCCAGUCGCGACCCUUUCUGGCGAGAGUCCUGGCCGAUAUUGCAUCUCAAGCACCUCGCUUGGGAGAGAACAUUGGUUUGAUCCAUUCGUUGGUCGAUACAAAACUAUUCGAUGGCGGACUCGUCGAUGACCGACAAUACCAGAUGGAGAAGAUUCUUCAGCUGGCAGCUUCUUUGCCUGCUGGCUCAAAAGCGCUUGAUGAUCUGACAGGACAGUUCAUCAAGCUGCUCUGGGAGAACCUUGAGCAUCCACCUCUCUCAUACCAGGGGAAUGAGUACAAGUACCGUACUGCUGAUGGCUCGAACAACAACAUCAUGUACCCUCACCUCGGUAAGGCUGGCUCAUCUUACGCACGCACGGUUACUCCUCAGACCCUCCAGCCUGGGGUGCUUCCGGAUCCAGGAGUCAUCUUUGAUGCUGUGUUCGCACGUGGCGACGAGCCUCGAGAGCAUCCAAACAAAAUCUCGAGCAUGUUGUUCUACCUUGCCACUAUCAUCAUUCACGAUUGCUUCCAUACGGAUGAACGGGAUCAUGCCGUUGUCAAGACAUCCUCAUAUCUGGACCUGGCGCCACUCUACGGCAGCAGCGAAGAUGACCAAAAGAGGAUCAGGACUUUCAAAGACGGUCUGCUGAAGCCAGACACAUUUUCAGAAAACCGCAUUCUGGGCUUUCCGCCCGGUGUUUGUGCGCUUGUCGUCUGCUUCAAUCGCUUCCACAACUACGUUGCGAUGCAGCUGAAAGAGAUCAAUGAAGGAGGACGAUUCAAGAUCCCGAAGGAUGAAAAUGAUACCCAGGGCAUCUCUCAGUUGGAUAAUGACCUCUUCCAGACAGCUCGACUGGUCACUUGCGGCUUGUACGUCAAUAUCAUCCUCAACGACUACGUGAGAACGAUUCUCAAUCUCAACCGUACCGACUCCACGUGGACACUUGAUCCACGCAAGAAUUUCGGUGACGUCUUUGACGAAGCCGGAGUGCCUUCUGGCGUAGGUAAUCAAGUCAGUGUCGAGUUCAACCUGAUCUACAGAUGGCACUCGGCUAUCAGUGUCAAGGACGAAAAAUGGUCCAACGAGCUGUACCAGUCUCUGUUUCCAGGAAAGGAUAUAGCGACAGUAAGCGAGCACGACCUAGUCAUGGCGCUGCACAAGUGGCUUAAAAGUGUCGACCAAGAUCCAUCCAAAUGGGACUUGGAUAUGGGCAAAUACAAAAGAACUGAUCGCGGCACUUUCCGUGACGAAGAUCUGAUCAGUAUCUUGAGUGAUGCUUCCGAGGAUGUCGCGUGUGCCUUUGGACCGCGAAACGUCCCGGUCGUUAUGAAACUCAUCGAGACUCUGGGUAUAAAACAAGCUAGGGCAUGGAACGUGGCCACCCUCAACGAGUUCAGGAAGUUCUUCAAGCUGGAGCCCCACAAGACUUUCAGCAGCAUCACUAGGGACGAUGAAGUCGCUCGCUCGUUGAAAGCGCUCUAUGGACACCCUGACUAUGUUGAAUUGUAUCCUGGCUUGAUCGCUGAAGAUGCGAAAGAACCACUGGAGCCAGGUUCUGGUCUUUGUCCAGGCUACACGAUUUCAAGAACCAUCCUCGCCGAUGCCGUUGCUCUUACAAGAGGCGACAGAUUCUACACUGUGGACUAUACUCCGGCCAAUUUGACAAAUUGGGGCUGGGCCACUGUCAACUCUGACCCCAGCGUCGCCCAAGGGGGCUGCAUGUACAAGCUGUUGAUGCGCGCUUUGCCUUUCUACUACCGUGGAAACUCGGUGUAUGCAAUGUUUCCGUUCACUGUCCCUGGAGAGAACCAGAGAAUCUUGGCGAAAGUUGGAAAGGAGCAAGACUACAACUUUGAGCGACCUUCUUAUGUCGGACCGCCCAUCUCGAUCAGGUCAUGGAAAGCAGUGACUGAAAUUCUUGGAGAUCAGGCCUCUUUCAAAGUGCCAUGGGGUCCGCACACAUAUUAUCUCACGCAUCAUGAUUACAUGCUGAGUGGUGAUGAGCCGGACAAUGCAGCUCAGCGAAAAGAAGUCCAGAAGGAUAUCUAUUGUCCAGUCAAUGGGCUGAGGCAGAUCCAGACCUUCUACGAGGAUCUUACGACCCAACUGGUUGUCGUGCGAUCCGAACGCCUGCGCGGAGAGUGGUACCAGCUGGAUGCUUGUAACGACGUUGCUAAUCCUUCUCACGCAAUAUUCGUCGCUCGUUUGUUUCAUCUGCCACUGAAGAAGCAUGGAGACUUGAACCCAGCGGCAGUUGAGGUGGAUCAACUUUACCUUGCGCUAUCGGUGCUGUUCGCCUACGUCUUCCUGGAUGGUGAUACGGCUAGCUCAUUCAAAUUGAGAGCCGGAGCAAAGACGGCAACCGAUCAACUGGCCAAACUUGUUAAGCUCGUCUGCGAAGCUGUUCAAGUUGGAGGAUUUUUCCACCUUGGUGAGCUUUUCCCAAUGGGCCAAGCUGGUCAGCUUCUGGAAGACUAUGGUAUCAGGCUGCUGAAACGCCUGCUUGAAGGCGGGAAAUCUGUCGAUGAAGUUGUUUGGGAAAUCAUCCCUACCGCCGCAGCUGCAGUUGCGACGCAAGCACAGCAUUUCACGCAAAUGUUGGACGUUUAUCUACAAGAUGAGUAUGGCGAGCACUGGCCAGAAAUCCAAAGGUGCGCAUGGUCGGAGAGUCCGGAGGACUUUGAGAAGCUCAAAGGCUACGCCCUUGAAGCCAAUCGUCUAUCACCGGCGGCGUUUGGCUUGCUUCGCAAGGCGGCGGUAGACAAGACUGUCGAUGAUAAUGGCACCAAAGUGCAGAUCAAGGCUGGUGACCAGAUCUACACCGACUUUAUCACAGUUGGCCUUGACGAGAAGGUGUUCCCUAAUCCGAAGAAGAUCGACCCUACCCGCGAGCGGUCAUUGUACAUCCACCAUGGAUGGGGACCUCACUCAUGCCUCGGUCGCCCUAUCGCGGAAAUCGCCAUGGCGGCCCAACUCAAGGUUUUUGCCAAGUUGAAGAACCUCCGACGAGCACCAGGCCCUCAAGGACAACUGAAGAAGACCAUUCCAGUGCCCAAUCCAACCAGCAGCGACCCGAAACCCAACCCGGCCAGCGUUGCUGCAUUCAUGUUGGAAGACUGGAGUUCAUGGUAUCCUUUCCCAACUACACUCAAAGUCCACCAUGAAGGACUGUCCAGGGAUCAGUCUGAGCAGCUGGCAGGCGACACCGGAGUGCCCGGUAUCCAAGCAGACAUCAUGGAGAGCGACAUGGCUGCCAGCAAUGGUGUGAACGGAGACCAUAUGGAGGAAGACACAGCCUAAUUUUGGCGUUGGGAACAUCUAAUGAUGUUUCAUUUGAUUUCGAGCGAGAAUGGGCAAAUUGCAACAUUGUGUGAAAGAGGGAUGGACAGAGCAAAAAGCAGAUGAUGGUAAUGAGUAAUGGGUAGUAGGAGCGGAGGUUCAGAUCAUCGGCCACAGUCCUUGAAGAUUUUCAUGAUCCCUACAGAAUGAAUAGCCCAACUGGUAAUAUAUUGGCAGCAAGCGUG